AUCUCAAACUCCUCACCUGGGAAUUCUACCCGUCGACGAGUGCAACGAACAUCAUCCGCCAACGACCGUCGAUACGCCGACAUCAAGAUGGUCAACCUUCGCACCCAGAAGCGCCUCGCCGCCUCCGUGGUGGGCUGCGGCAAGCGCAAGAUUUGGCUCGACCCCAAUGAGAUGAAUGAAAUCUCCAACGCCAACUCCCGCCAGACCAUCCGCAAGCUCGUCAGCGAUGGCCUCAUCAUCCGCAAGCCCGUCACCAUGCACUCCCGCUCCCGUGCCCGUGAGCUCGCUGCCGCCCGCAGAAUCGGCAGACACCGUGGUCUGGGUAAGCGCAAGGGUACCAAGGAGGCUCGUAUGCCCAGCCAGAUCCUCUGGAUGCGCCGCAUGCGUGUUCUCCGUCGCCUGCUCGUCCGCUACCGUGCCUCCGGCAAGAUCGACAAGCACCUCUACCACGAGCUCUACCACCUGAGCAAGGGUAACACCUUCAAGCACAAGCGUGCCCUCGUCGAGCACAUCCAGAAGGCCAAGGCCGAGCGCCACCGUGAGCGUGUCCUCAAGGAGGAGAUGGAUGCCAAGCGUGCCAAGAACAAGGCUCUCCGUGAGAGACGCGCGGAGCGCAAGGAGGCCAAGCAGAACGCCCUUGUUGCUGAGGCUCAGGAGUAAACUUCCUCUGUUGAAGAACUUGGGCGGUGCGGAGGUUGAAACGGGGGGGAAACGAUCAGCCCACGGACUGAGAUCGACCACUCCGUGUUCGUUGCAGGUCUGGCUCGGUGGCUCGAUUCAUCCGGGACGGGUUGUUUGGAU
Molecule: messenger RNA, 801 nt
Organism: Aspergillus sclerotioniger CBS 115572
Lineage: Eukaryota; Fungi; Ascomycota; Eurotiomycetes; Eurotiales; Aspergillaceae
Product: 60S ribosomal protein eL19
Exons: 4
Coding region: 88-660 (190 amino acids)
Biological process (GO): translation
Cellular component (GO): cytosolic large ribosomal subunit; ribosome
Molecular function (GO): structural constituent of ribosome; RNA binding
Source: RefSeq, a predicted model, not a curated record